AUGUCUGUUCGACCAGCUUCAGUAGCUCUAGCGGAAGAUGAACAUCGUGGUCCUCAGCUUGGUGAACGCCUCGGUCGUAUAGAGCUUGUUCUCGAUAGAUUGAUGUCUAAAAUGGAACAGUAUGAAGAGCAAGAUAAUGCGACUAAGAUUCAUACUCCAGAAAGCAUGGGUACUGGUGAUGUUCUUGCACCAUUUGCAAAUACCGCCUCAAAUGGAUACGACAGCGCUACAACUGUACCUAUCCUGUCCCUUUUUGAUAAUCCUGUUCUAGGUCGCCGAGAAAAGGAAAGCCAAUCCGAGAUCACAACCCCAAAAUCUCAACCAAGUGGCGAAAAGACAAACAAGCAAUGUUGCAUACCAACAAAGGUUGAAAGGAUCAAAGAUGUUCUAAUAGAACUUCUUCCAUCACAGGAAGCCACGAAUUUACUUUGCUCUUUCUCUGAUUGCUGGCUAUUAUUGCAUUCUUUGACAAACCACUCAGCUCACAUUAUGCUAGAACCAUCAGCGUUCAAUCCGAAUCAUUCAUUCAAUGUUCCUAGCAUCGCAAAAGAAAGUCCCGCAAUGAUAGCACAAAUACUUCUUUAUAUGGCUGUAUGCUUACAGCAAGUACCUCAUGGAUACGACGCAAGCCAAUUGGGCAUCACUACUAGUAUCGAAGCUCGAGUAGAUAAGAUCAUGUCAACAGUGUCAGGGCUCGUGACUUCGGAUGACGAACUUGUAGCUUCUGUUCAAGGACUGGAAUGUUUAGUACUCCAAGGAUUGUUUCAUAUGAAUGCGGGUAAUUUACGUCGCGCAUGGCUUACUUUCCGUCGAGCUAUGAAUAUCGGUCAGCUUAUGGGUCUACACAAACGCGAAGAGCUUAGUACUACACCUUUACCACCUGGAGGAGUCAACCUUUGGAGAAGUUUGAUGCAGGCAGACAGAUAUUUGAGUUUACUCUUAGGCAUGCCUGCUGGAGCGGAGGAUAGUGUGAUUUUAUCUCACGAAACGUUCAGCAAUCCUAAUGUCGAUCAUGACAUUCUAUUCAUCAGAAAGCUUACAAAUUUAGCUGGAGGAAUAAUCGAGAGAAAUCAAUCCGACUAUAUUCAUGCAUUUGCUAGUACUCAAGACCUUGAUGAGAAACUUGAAAAUAUUGGUAGGGGAAUGCCCGCAUCUUGGUGGGAAGUGCCAAGUCACAUCGAGACCGUCAGUAAAGACCCGAACUCCGCCUCAAAAUUUGAUCGAAUCAUGUCACAGAUCUACUACUUUCAAUUGGAAUCAUUUUUACACUUACCAUUUAUGGUUAGAGCUGCCACCGAACGUCGCCACGAAUAUAGUAAAUUUACCUGUCUCAAAUCAUCUCGAGAAAUCAUAUCGCGCUAUCUCACCAUCAGACGAUCAGGUACCAAAUCUUUUUGUUGCAAAGUGAUUGAUUUUGGAGCUUUCACGGCAAGCGUAACUCUUCUCUUGAGUGUACUGGAAACCCCUCCAGUAGGCGGCGACACAAUCGCAGUCCAAGGUCAAAAAAGAUCUGACAGAGAACUCGUUGAAACUGUCUUGGGUGUCAUGGGCGAAUGCGCUUCAGAAGAUGAUGUAAUGGCCAUUCAAAGUGUCGAGGUUAUUAAAACCCUUCUCGCAUCAACCAGCACAAGUGGAAAUCUUCGUCUCACAAUCCCUUAUUUCGGUACAAUUUCAAUAGCACGUACACCCGUAUCUUCAACACCCGCUACAAAUAUCACCCAAUCAACUCCCUCUAUCGACGCCCAGUCUUUGAAUACGACUCCGUCUCUUAUGCAAGAUAUGACCCCGGGAGACUCACAACAUGUGCAGAAUGAAUUUGACAAUUCACUUAAUUGCCCAUGGGCUGCUGCUCAACCUAUUGUUUCCUUUAAGAGUAGCCAGUUUCCACCGUUGGAGCCGGAACAACAAAUUGAUGAUUGGUCUAAUUUACAAGUGGAUAAUACGAUGUUUUUUGACAGUUUGUUAAAUACAGAUUUGGAAGGAAAUUGGUACUUCUAG
Messenger RNA from Botrytis porri, 1998 nucleotides. RefSeq lists its product as uncharacterized. Lineage: Eukaryota; Fungi; Ascomycota; Leotiomycetes; Helotiales; Sclerotiniaceae. The coding region runs from base 1 to 1998 and encodes 665 amino acids. The transcript has 3 exons. The record is from RefSeq and is a predicted model, not a curated record.